Tripterygium wilfordii is the source of this 1945-nucleotide messenger RNA. RefSeq lists its product as uncharacterized. Bases 77 to 1444 code for a protein of 455 amino acids. The transcript has 11 exons. The record is from RefSeq and is a predicted model, not a curated record. Lineage: Eukaryota; Viridiplantae; Streptophyta; Magnoliopsida; Celastrales; Celastraceae.
AGACGAAGUAUAGCGGGCACAUUGAUCGUAUCAACAAUCCCCAAAGCCGACACCAACUCCUGAGUAGCUCCAUGAAAUGUCAUCUUCUUCAUCGGCACCCAAUUCUUCUCUCUUCUCCGUAGCCACGCACGGUACCCUCCUUCUCCGAUGCCGUACGAUCUCCGGAUUCUCUUUUGGCCCCAAUGCGACCGAGGAUCACAACAGUUGGGCCUUUUCCGAAGCUUCUCUUCGGAGCAACCAAAGAGAGAAGAAAGUAGGGUUAUCUACAUUUGUGGUUGGGGGCAUUGGGAUUUCGAUGGCUGUUCUACUUGCAGCAAUUGCCUACUUCUCGCUAUCAACGAAAGGUUUUAGGCUUCGUUUUGGUAGCCCAUUGAAUAGUUUGUAUCAAGUAUUAAGUACAGACAAAGACAAAUCUAGCCAGAUAGAAACAAAUGAUUCUUGUGCGUCCGAUGCAUACACAUCGGUGCCUCAGGCAAGGCCCGAGCCCAUACAUGAAUUUACUGGAGAAACUGCUGCAUCUUCAGUGUUCACGGAGAAGCUUGAACGUGUUGGAUUGUCAGUUGCUGUGGAUUCCACCCAACAGGAGGCUCUGUCCUUGUUGAAGAAAUUGAAGAUCAUUGAGGAUGAUGUAAGAGCUGAUGAAUUAUGUACUAGAAGGGAAUAUGCAAGAUGGCUAGUACGUAUAAACUCCCUGUUGGAAAGGAAUCCAAAACAUAAAAUUGUCCCAUCUGUAUUACUCUCUGGGUCCGUAACUACUGCAUUUGAUGAUAUGGGUAUCGAUGACCCUGAUUUUGAAUCUAUCCAGGCUUUAGCAGAGGCUGGUGUCAUUCCUAGUAAGUUAUCAAAGAAUGGUUCUGGUUUCGACAGUUCAGAAGGGCAAGGGUGCUCCUGUUUUUACCCUGGAAGGUAUAUCUCUCGACAGGAUCUGAUUAGCUGGAAAGCCCAAUUGGAGUAUGAAUUUGUGUCAGGAUUGAAGGAACAGAUAUCAAGAACAAAAGUGUGUUACAUGGAUAUGAAGGAGAUUAGACUGGAUGCAAUGUCAGGGCUUUUUAUGGACAUGUUGGCUGAGGAUAUGAGCAUAAUCAGAAAAGUUUUUGGAAAGAGCAGGUGGUUUCAACCAUUCAGACCUUCGACAAAAGCACAAGCAGCUGUAGCAUUGACAAGUGGGAGGAUGUCAGACGCUGCUCAUGCAGAAUUAUUAAGACUAGAAGCAGAGCUGUAUUCAAGGCAAGCUGAGAUGGAAGAGAUCAGGACUGAGUUACUUGACAGAGGAGAUGUAGAGGCUUUUUGGGACGAGAAGCUACAAGAGGUAAAAAUCCAUGGUUCUGAGGUUGAGAAGAUUUAUCUUGCUGCUGUUCAUGAUUUGGAGCAGGAGAAAAUUGUCCAAGAUAAGAUUUUUGCUGAGUACUUAAAGGAGAAUGCAGCCAUGGACUGUCAGAGGUAGCUGCUUCUCCGUCUGAAAGAGGAGGUUGAUGAGAUGUCAAAAAGGCUUUCCUUGGAGAGGGCCAUCUAUGUGUUGGAGAAGUGUCAUUUACUAGAGAUGCUCACUGAAUUGCAGACCAAGCAGGAAGGACUGCUUGAUGCAAAAUCUAUAUUGGAAGCUGAGAAUGAAGCACUUCAGAUUCUAAGAUCUUGGGUGGAGGAUGAAGCAAGGAAAAGCCAAGCCUGUGCUAAGAUUCUUGAGGAGGUUAGACGUAGAUGGGAGUGGGAUGAUCAAUCUUGAAUAUUUGAUCCCGACGACAGAGCUAAUCCGGUGAUUGCUUCGGAAAGAUUUAGUGUGGGCUGUAUAAGAUAUUUUAUUUAUUUAGUUUUGCCAUACGAUAAAUUUCAACUCCGAAUGCUUGUUGAUAUCGGGAUGGUGAUUUUUAGGCUUGUGGUAAAUUUGUGUUUGCAUGUUUUCUCAUAUGUAAAUAAACCAAGCAGCUGCAGAGCUGUUGUAUGUGCA